This is a messenger RNA of Acyrthosiphon pisum (pea aphid), 2071 nucleotides long. RefSeq names its product upstream activation factor subunit spp27 homolog Non2 (gene Non2). NCBI's taxonomy places the organism in Eukaryota, Metazoa, Arthropoda, Insecta, Hemiptera, Aphididae. The coding region runs from base 292 to 1068 and encodes 258 amino acids. The record is from RefSeq and is a predicted model, not a curated record. The transcript is spliced from 6 exons.
CUAUACGCUAUCGUUCGCCCGCCACCACCUCACCCACCGCAAACUCAUCACGCACACACACACCGACACGGACUAGCACGACUCACCGCCGCCGUUCAUUUCGUAUAUUAUCCGCUCGUUGGUACUUGGUUUUCGUGCGCCGAAUUUUUCGCGGUCCGCCACUAGUGAAUUAACCGUCGACCAACUGCCGACGUAAUCGUUUUUUAAUCUUUUUUUACAUUUUUACACGGUUUCCCGCGGGGCAACUGAAAACCAAUUCACGACGACGACGACUCCGUUACAAUCAUCAUCAUGUCCGACGUGUCCAAAGAAACGCUGAAGAAAGAGAUCGCCGCUCUCCUAAAAACAGCAGAUUUGACAAAAACCUCUGCAAAGAAAAUUAGACAGGAACUUGAAAAAAAAUUAGACACAGAUCUUGAUGAUCGGAAAAAAGAAAUUGACACAUUAGUAAUGGAAGCUAUUAAAAAAGCUAAAGCCACCAAAAAGAAUGGCAAAGGUGAUAGUGAUGAUGAGAAUGACGACGAUGAUGAUGAUGAUGCAGAAAAUGAUGAGGAAGAUGAAGAGGAAGAAGAAGAAGUGAAACCAGCCAAAAAAGCAGCCGCUCCUAAGCGUAAGAAGGCUGAUAGCAGUGAUGAAAGUGCUGGAUCUGACGAUGAUGAUGGUGACAAAAAUGACGGUGACUAUAGCCCUAAAAAAGGUACCCCAUCUAAAAAGAAGGCCCCAGUGGCCAAACGGGGACGUAAGAAGAAGGAUGAUAGUGACAGUGAUGAAGACUGGAAAGGAGCCAAAAAAGGAGCGAAAAAAACUGGGGCCAAACGAGGAGGUAAUAGUGGUUACACAAAAUCAGUAGCACUUAGUCCUGAACUUGCUUCUCUCAUGGGAUCUGAAGCUUUACCACGUCACGAAGUUGUUAAAAAAAUGUGGGCAAUCAUUAAAGAGAGAAAUCUUUAUGAUCCAUCUAACAAACAAUAUGCUAUUUGUGAUGAUGAUUUGAUGAAAGUUAUUGGAGUUAAACGUUUCAGAACUUUUGGUAUGAUGAAGUUCUUAAAAAAUCAUUUUAUAUCAUAACUGUUUUAUGUACUAGAAAAAAAUGUUUACUGAUAUAUCCUACUCCCUCCCUCCCCAAUAUCUUCAUUUAUCUUAAAAUUAUGUUUACCCUUUGUGUUUCUUCAAUAUUUGUGGAAGUUCAUGGUAAUUUUUUUUUUUAUCAAUGAGAAACUGUUUCUCAAGUAUUAUAAUUUUUCAUUCCUAAAAAAAAAAUUUAAUUAAAAGGUCUUGGCAUGCAAUUUAAGUUGAUGUCAUUUUUGAGUGAAAUAUAUUUUUUUUUAAACUUUUUUUUCAUACUUUGCACACUUGCUAGGUAUAAAUAUCUAGCUAUAAAUGUUUUAAUGUAUAAACGUAUUUGUAAACAAUUAUAACAAGCAUUUUUGUGUUUUUAGAAUACUUUUACAAUAAUUUUAAGACAUUAAUCUACAUCAUAAUUAAUUUAUAAUUGAAUAAUAAUAACUUAAUGCCUAUGAUACUGUUUUCAAUCUUUGAAUUUUGUUAAACAAUUGUUAGUGAACCUUAUUGUUGUAGUUGAGCACUUAAAACUGUUUAUAUCAUCAUACUCUAGAGCUGCAUAAGGCUUGUUUUUAAAGCGUAUGGACGAAUGAGGAACUGACUGAUUUGUAUUGGUCGCUUUUUCACUCAUAGUGUUACUGCCAACAUCACACGAUUUAGUUUGCACUUGAACUGAUUUGUAGACAUCAAUAGUUUGUGCACUUUGAGUUGUUACUUUUGAUGUUGCAUUGUUGGUGUCAAUUACUUUCUUAUUCAUACAUUUUUUUAUUUCCUUUGUUUUAUGGAUGUUUUUAUUUAUUGCACUUGUGCCGUUUGGAUAAAAUGCUGUUUGUACUUGUGCAUCUUUGUACUUGUCCUUUUCACUCAUUCUAUACAUGUAUAGAUUAUACAUUUAGCAUUCUAUUAAAGUUACAGAAUGAAGCUACUUACAGUUCAUUUGAAUUGUGUUGUGUUUCUGCCAUUUGUUCAUAUAAGUGGAAAAAUGAUAAUAAAUGUGUUUUAGACCUCA